Messenger RNA from Oncorhynchus gorbuscha (pink salmon), 1306 nucleotides. Its product is annotated as protein atonal homolog 1-like. Gene Ontology annotation, molecular function: protein dimerization activity. The transcript has a single exon. The record is from RefSeq and is a predicted model, not a curated record. Lineage: Eukaryota; Metazoa; Chordata; Actinopteri; Salmoniformes; Salmonidae. The coding region runs from base 1 to 894 and encodes 297 amino acids.
AUGGAUGUUAUCAGUGUUGAGGAAUGGAGUAAAGACGCGAAGGAGAGUAGCAAGGUGCAGCAGUCGAGAAUGGAGAGGGGGGAGCAGAGCGAGUACCCAUCAAGUCUGGCACUCAUGGACAGCAGUGACCCACGCGCCUGGCUGGCUCCCGUGCAGCCUGCUGGCACCUGCGCGGCACACGCCGAAUACCUGCUGCACUCGCCCAGCUCCAGCAUGUCCCCCGCAUCCGGUCACAGCCCAAACUUUAGAAAAAGUUCCAAGAGCCCGCUCAAAGUUCGGGAGUUGUGUCGGCUCAAGGGUUCGGUGAACACCGAGGAUGGCAGACACAGAGCCCCAUCCAAACCUGGAAACGGAGUCCAGAAGCAGAGGCGCCAGGCUGCCAAUGCGCGGGAGAGAAGACGGAUGCAUGGACUGAACCAUGCCUUUGACGAGCUGCGCAGUGUCAUCCCUGCUUUCGACGACGACAAGAAGCUUUCCAAAUAUGAUACCCUGCAGAUGGCCCAAAUUUACAUCAACGCGCUGGCGGAUCUGCUGCAGGGUCCCGGUGUUGACUCGCCAAAGUGUGAUCUGUUGUCCGCCAAGGAGAGUCCCCGGGGAUCCUCCUCAUCCACCUGCCGAAGGGGCUCAGGCACGGGGCUACCAGUGCAGUUUAACGGAAUCCCAUUCCCCUUCGAAGACGGCUCGUUCUCUGCUUUGAUGGAGCAGGAGAUACGCUCUCCCUCGGGGACACCUACUUCCGACUUGGAGAGCAGAAAAGACUCCCCCCGGUCCAACCGCAGCGACGGAGAGUUCUCCCCGCACUCUCAUUUCAGCGACUCAGAUGAGAUGCAGAUGGAACUCCAGAGCGAAGACGAACUAUCUGAACUCAAACUUCCCAGCCAUCACUCAUAUUGAAACUUCACCAGAGACUUUCUAAUAGUGUCAAUAAUAUCUGAUGCUAGCAUAGCCUACAUUUUAUAAUAUGAUAGAUUGGGCUUUCCGAAAUCGUUUUGUUUCGUUUGAGAGUUCUAUUUUAUUAACUGUUAGAUAAAGAUGAUUUUAUGUCAGAGAAUUCGGUUCUGCCAAUAGAAUUGAUCGUCUCAUUGAGACAUAUAAGGACCCCUCUGCCAUGUCGUCUGUCGCGCGCAGCAUUGCCACGGGCUAUCCCAAUAUCACAGCAUGGACAAAACGCUGUCUUCCAAGAAAUUGCCUGAUAUUUUUAAAUGUAAAGGUUGUUUGUAAUUAUAUUUCCUUAUACUGCUCAUGAUCAUGAUUUCAUUGUUUGUAAAUGAAUCGUAUGAAUUUGUUUGCGACUUCAAAAGUUAAC